This is a messenger RNA of Poecilia reticulata (guppy), 1725 nucleotides long. RefSeq names its product homeobox D4a (gene hoxd4a). Gene Ontology annotation, biological process: embryonic skeletal system morphogenesis; positive regulation of transcription by RNA polymerase II; anterior/posterior pattern specification. Gene Ontology annotation, molecular function: RNA polymerase II cis-regulatory region sequence-specific DNA binding; DNA-binding transcription factor activity, RNA polymerase II-specific. Gene Ontology annotation, cellular component: nucleus; nucleoplasm. The record is from RefSeq and is a predicted model, not a curated record. Lineage: Eukaryota; Metazoa; Chordata; Actinopteri; Cyprinodontiformes; Poeciliidae.
GCGCGUUCGGUUGUAUGUUUACUCGUGUUUGGACCCGCAUCACCUCCAUUGGCCGCUCUGGUCACAUGGUUCGCUAACUUUAUUCAGUUGACACCAAGUAGGAGGGCUCUAUGGAGGAGAGGAAAAAAAGACAACUCGAGAAAAAUUAGUAUUUUCUACCUUCAGAAAUUAAUGGCCAUGAGUUCGUAUAUGGUGAACUCUAAGUAUGUGGAUCCCAAAUUUCCUCCCUGCGAGGAAUACUCGCAGAAUAACUACAUACCUGAGCAGGGCUCGGACUUCUACAGCCCGGCGCAGGACGCGGACUUCCAACACCCAGGGAUCCUCUACCCGCGGUCAAACUACACAGAGCAGCCGUUUAGCUGCAGCACUGUGCCGGACUCCGCGGUGCAGCCACGAGGUCAAGCCGGCCACACUGCCCACUUUGACGCACAGACUGAGCAGGGCCCCCCGGUCCAAACGGCCGGACCUCGGACUUGUGGGCAGCAGCAAAACGCAAAGAGUCAAAAUGGGCUCCAAGCCAAGCAACCUGCAGUAGUUUACCCCUGGAUGAAGAAAGUUCACGUAACUACCGUGAACCCGGACUACACGGGAUCAGAGCCCAAGCGCUCCAGAACCGCAUAUACCCGGCAGCAGGUCCUGGAGCUGGAGAAAGAGUUCCACUUCAACCGGUACCUGACCAGGCGGCGGCGGAUCGAGAUCGCCCACACACUCUGUCUGUCCGAGAGGCAGAUCAAAAUCUGGUUCCAGAACAGGAGGAUGAAGUGGAAGAAGGACCACAAGCUGCCCAACACCAAAGGCAGAUCGGCGCCGGCCUCCGGCCAUCUGCAGAACAUUCAAAAGGACAACCAGACUGAUAUAACAGCGCUAUAAAGGACAGAGGUGGAGGAUUCAGGACGAAUAUUUGUACAUAAACGAAGACAAAGGCUGCAUUUUGACUUCUGCAUGGACUGAUGUCGUUUGAGCAUUAUUUUUUAAUUUAACAAAAAAUAUCCCAGCAACUUUGACUCAAGACUGUGUCAGAAAAUCAAUCAUUUGGUAUUACUGAGAGGUUUCAACUUUUUUUUUUUUUUUUUUGCAUUUUAGUUUUUUUUAAUUUUGUUUUAUUGAUUUCCUCACAGCCAUGAAAACAAUUUUUUUCUUUUUCUGCACAUUUCUUUGAAUAUAAAAACCCGUUCACAUUCACGAAUUUAAACCUUUUUUCCCCUCUCACGUCAAUAUUACGUUGCCAUAUAUAUAUUUUAUUUUAUUAUAAUGCAGCAAUGAGGCAAAUAGAUAAAAAUUCCACAUAUUUUGUUUCACUUUUUUCAUCCACGAAAACGCACAACUUAGGUACUUGAAGCAAACGAUAUUUACAUAAACACUCAUUGACCUUUCCUUGCAAAAAAGCAACUUUCUUUUCGUAACUUGUUUGUUUUAACUUAUUUUGUAAAAAAUGUUCGUAGCUCGUAUAUUAUUCUCAGACCUAAGACAUUCCUGCGCGUGAAGGAUUCCGAGUGCCCUUAUAAAUCUCUCCUGACACCUUUGUAAACAGUGUACAUUUUCAGAAAACUCUCACAUGAAAGAUCAUUUGUUCUUGCAUGGCACCAAAUCUGUAUUUCUUUCUGAGCAUAUUCCCAAAUCCUGAAUAUUUAGGAAUAUAUAUCUAUGUUUUCCUUGAUAAUUCGUUAUUUAUUUGAUAACAUUUUUUUUUACAUUUUCGCGUAGCACACACUUUCAUUAAAAACA